This is a messenger RNA of Chara braunii, 2956 nucleotides long. The record is from the annotation of a GenBank genome assembly. Lineage: Eukaryota; Viridiplantae; Streptophyta; Charophyceae; Charales; Characeae.
CCGGGUCGUGCACCCCCCAGAGUUUGUUGCCCAUUACCUGCUGGAAAUGGUUUAAACAAGUCGCAAUCGCAUGCUGCAUUAGGAAAGUGAAAAAGAAAAGAAAAGAAAAGAAAUGUCAAUGUUGGAUACUUUGCCCAUUAAGACAGGCCAGAAGACAGGAGAGCAGACGCCGUGAAUAUUAAUCAUGACAAACGGACUAGAUGCAACAAUCUUGCAGCCAAAGAAAAGUUGUAGGGACGUCUUCCGCCAGUGAUGGCCGGGUCAGCUGCCGGGCAAAGUAGACUGUGGGACAGGGGUGCUGCAACGGCGGCGGCAGUCAAACCCAGAGGCGGCAGUCUGAAUGCUAGAUUACCUGGUCGAGAGGGACCUCUCUUAGAUAACAAUUCACCUUUCGGACAUGCUGAGAACAGAUUGUCAAGCAGCUGCAGCAAAGAGGGCACAUUACUGGCCGGAAAAUUGGACGGUUGGAAGUCGUUGUCGCCAACAUCUCAGCUGCAAUCCUUACGUUCAAGGACAAGAACCACGCUCAGCGAGAGCAAGGUCAGGAGCCGCAGUUGGUCUCAUUAUGACCAUCAUGGCCGGCACGAUCAUGAUGACAAUGGCGGGAACAGUGGCGGGGGUGAUGGCACUCGUCGGCGCACUCCAGCAUCCCCUUUGGGGCUACCAUCGGCAGGGGCGUCCGUGCCGAAAUUACAUAUCGAUCGCGAGAGUGUUCUGCGAUUGCAUCAUAGAAGCGGGGCCUCGCUACAGACUCUGAGUGAGAACCCCGUAAUAUUGUCGUCGUCGUCGUCGGUUGCAACACGUCAGCCUUCGUCCCACCAUCACCCAGAUUUUGAGCCCAUGAACAAGAGCAUUCCUGAUCGCCGAUACGGUGGCCUGACUACUGCUCCAAGGAGAAAAGGAGACGAGCUUGCAACGGGUUCGUUGUCGCCAGGGUCAUCGCCCUCGCCACACAUCCUUGCGGGAAGUCAUGGCCGCUUGCUCACGGAACAGCGCACUACUGGAGGUACAAGAUCCAUACCUCGCGGUAGCAGUACACCCUCUGCUAAUGCUGCCAGUAUUGGCAAGUCGUACACUGGUCGCUCUACUGUAUCGGAGACUGCAUCCCCUAAUGGGAAGGGAAGUAGUCGUGCUGGCGGGACGGGCGUGUACCUUUCAGAGAGAAGCAGAAAGCCUAGCAGCUCUGCUGCUUCUUCCACAAAUUAUUGUAGUAGUGAGAGGCGGCAAAGUGUUCGUCCAAGUAGAUCGGCCACUUCAUCGUCCCUGUCAUCAUCAUUAUCGUCGUCUUCAUCUUCGUCACCACUGCCAUUGGGCAUUCUGAAGGGAUGUUCCCGGUCGUCAUUGCAAUCCUUGGGGAGUAGGAGUUCACCGUCCGUGGACUCUUCUGCGUCGCCGUCGACAGUCCUGCGGGGCUGUGCGCAGAUGUCCUGCUCCUUGGUGGGCCAUGAUAGUUCGCCAUCCACAGGGUCGUCAACCGAAACUCCACGUUCAUCUCACCCUCCUUGUCCAGAGGGUGUCACCCAAAGUGGCUCUGGAUUUGGCAAGGGUUCUCAUAGCUGGGGAAAUAAGGAUCUGAUGAGAAGUGGAGAUAGAAGCGGGACAACAGAAGCAGGAGGGAGAGGGAGAGGAGGAAGAGAAGGAGGAGGACGAGAAGAGUGGGACAGCAGCAAUGAAGCCGGAGGCAGUGGUGGGGGUGGGAGGGGGGGAGGUGAUGACUGGACUACAGAGAGAGGAGAUGGAGGAGGUCUGAGGAAGCCGCAGAGGAAAGGGAAGGGACUUGUCGGUCUCGAAAACCUCGGAAACACGUGCUUCAUGAACAGCUGCUUGCAAUGUCUCAGCCACACAAUUCCAUUAGUCGAUGCCUUUCUGUCGUCUGAUCCAACGCAACCGCAUGCAGUGUCGCGCAUGCGGAGUGGCAGUUUCUCGGCCAGCGGAAGCUUUACCUCUCGGAGGUAUGUUGGACUUGCGCAAGCUUUCCGUGGUGUCGUCAAGCAGCUGUGGUCCGGUGGAACACAGUACUUUGCACCGGUGAACCCAAGCGAGUUCCUGGAACGCGUUCAGGCAUGGGCGCCUCAGUAUUGUGGAAUGGACCAACACGAUUCUCAGGAAUUUCUGAGGAUGCUGCUGGAUGGACUGCAUGAGGAGUGCAAUCGUGUGGCAACGAUUCCAGGGUACAAGGAAGUGAAUAGUCAGGGGGAUGAGCACACACUGGCCAGGCAGGCGUGGGAAUUCCACAAGUCGAGAAAUGACUCGAUCAUUCAAGAUAUAUUUUGCGGUCAGCUCCAGAGCACUAUCGAGUGUAUGACAUGCCGUCGGAAAUCUCAGUGCUUUGACCCAUUCCUCGACCUUUCCCUGCCCAUCCCGAAGCGGUCGCUUUCUUGUGGCGGCAGUUCUAUCACAAUUCAGGAUUGCCUUAGCGCGUUCACGGCAGAGGAGAGACUGGAUGGGAGAAACAAGUAUCACUGCGAGCAUUGCAAGGCACCAAGGAGCUCUACAAAGAAGCUAAGCAUAUUCAGGCUGCCACCCAUUCUUGUCCUCCAUAUAAAAAGGUUUUGCGGCGCAAGGUUUUCGUCUUUCACCAAGGACUCAACCCUGGUUAAGUUUUGCUUGAAAGGCCUGGACCUAACAAACUUCAUGGGGCUAACGGUAGCUUCCGGAAGUGCCGGACGACGCCCUGUUUAUGAUCUCUACGCGGUUUCUAAUCACUCCGGCUCUUUGGGCGGGGGCCAUUACACUGCUUAUUGCAAGACCGCGGAGGAGAAUUCCUGGUACUCCUUCAACGAUUCCAUCGUCACACCCAUUGGCGAGUCGUCGAUUGUGAGCUCUGCGGCUUAUCUUCUCUUCUACCAGCGACGAGAAUGAGAGAUCAUGGAGGAUCAACUUGCGUCUGCGAGACAGAGCCGUGCCUGUACGUGCAACUCACAACCCUCCUCUCCGUCGUUUUCCACUUUCGUGC